Molecule: messenger RNA, 3169 nt
Organism: Notothenia coriiceps (black rockcod)
Lineage: Eukaryota; Metazoa; Chordata; Actinopteri; Perciformes; Nototheniidae
Product: solute carrier family 22 member 6-B
Exons: 10
Coding region: 473-2077 (534 amino acids)
Biological process (GO): transmembrane transport
Cellular component (GO): membrane
Molecular function (GO): transmembrane transporter activity
Source: RefSeq, a predicted model, not a curated record
GAAAAGGCAUUAUAAUAGCCAGUGCUUCAGUGGAUGUUGCAUUGGAGCCUGUUUUAGGAGAUUUUGUAACCAGGCUAGCCCUGCCCUCCGGUUACAUACAAAGCCUGUUUCCUCCUCCAAGAAACCUUACAAAACCUGUUUCCAUUUCUCCAGGUUUUGCACCGUGUUAAGUGUCUUAUUUUCCCAUCUUCCCACUUAAUAGACCUACGGUAUUUGCAGUGCACCCACGAUUGGAGAAACUAUUUGCCAGCUUUGGGGCAAGAAGUGGGAGAAGUUUCUGCAUUUCAGGUUAUUUCAGGACUGCUCAAGAUGGGCCAUGUCAUGGACUAGCAGCACAUGGGAAUUGAUGUCCUUGUUGUUUACAUCCUGAGGAACCAGCCACAGCUCCCCACAUCCACUCUGAUACGGGUCUGCUUGGUGUCAACACUCAGAUUUCCACUUCCUUCUCCAAAUUGUCCUACAUUUCCCCAAAAUGAAUUUUGACCAGAUCCUCUCUGCAGUCGGAGGCUUCGGGAGGUAUCAGAAAACUCUGUACGUAUGGAUUUGUUUACCCCAGAUCCUCCUCGCUUUCCACAUGAUGGUGAGCAUCUUCACCGGAUCCUCGCCGCCCCACCACUGCCGAGAGACCAGCAGCUCAGUACCCGGGAAUCAGUCCUCAUUACCGGGUACACUCAGUGGGAACUUCAGCCUCUCGGAUUCCUCCUGUUUCUCUUCAGAUGUCAACCGGACUGAGCGUGUGCCAUGUGGACAGGGCUGGGUGUACAGCAAGGAGACUUUCCAGAGUACCACAGUCACCGAGUGGGACCUGGUGUGUGACCGAGCGGGACUGAACAGUCUCGGGUCGUCUGUCUACAUGUUCGGCCUGCUGGUGGGCUCUGUGCUGUUUGGAGCCAUGGCUGACAGGUACGGCCGACGCUUCGUCCUGCUGCUUUCCAUCGCUCUUCAGACCUUGUUUGGAGUCGCCGUGGCCUUUGCACCAAACUUCCCCAUCUAUGUGACUCUCCGCUUUCUAGUUGGCACCACGAUAUCGGGAGUCAUCAUCAACGCCUUUGUACUUGGCACUGAGUGGACGUGCACCAAAAGACGCAUGCUGGCUGGUAUAAUCACCGACUACGCCUUUGGUCUGGGCUACAUGCUGCUAGCGGGCGUAGCAUACUUGAUACGAGACUGGAGAAAGUUGCAACUGGCCAUAUCGGCCCCCGGUUUCCUGCUCAUCUUCUAUAUAUGGGUGGUUCCUCAGUCGGCCCGAUGGUUGUUGGCCAACGACAGAAGGGAGGAAGCCAUCGCACUCCUCCGCAAAGCAGCACUUGUGAACGGCCGUGUCUUACCUCCUGCUGUACAAAUUGAUAAGUUAAGUGGAGGGAAGCAAAGUUAUUCAGCAGUGGAUCUCGUAAGAACUCCUCAAAUGAGAAAGAGGGCUUUCAUCUUGUUCUACAUCUGGUUUGUGAAUGUGCUGGUGUAUUAUGGCCUCUCUCUGGGUGUGUCCAGGCUGGGGACCGACCUCUACCUGACCCAGUUUGUGUUCGGGUUGGUUGAGAUCCCGGCCCGUUCUGUGGUCCUGCUCGUCCUGCCCUACAGUCGUAGACUCUCCCUAAGUGGAUUUCUGGCUGUGGGAGGACUCGCCUGUCUGCUCACGCUCGCUGUUCCUGAAGAUUAUCCCCAUGUCCAGACUGGUCUUGCCAUGGUGGGAAAGUUCGGCAUAACAGCGUCCUUUGCUGUAAUCUAUGUGUACACUGCUGAGAUUUUCCCCACUGUGCUUCGGCAAACAGGACUAGGUGUGUCCUGCAUGUUUGCGAGGAUGGGCGGUGUGUUAGCUCCCAUGAUAAACAUACUUCACAGCCACAGCCCCACCACACCUCUGCUCAUCUUUGGUACCUUCCCGCUGCUCGGGGCUCUCUUGGCCCUGGCGCUGCCCGAAACGGCCGACAGACCUCUGCCAGACACGGUGGAGGACGCAGAGAACUGGGACAUGAGGUCGCCUUCCGACAAGGAGAAGGCUGAGAUGUCUGAGGAGACGAGCCAAUCAGUAAGCAGCACAGAAAAGCAGGAGAUAUAUCGUCUAGCUAACUGUGUGUGAAGUGUGCACAAAUUCAAUUAUUCACUUAACAACCUCAACUUUGUUACCAGGUACUGUACUUAAGAUGAGACAUUUUCAAUCAACUAUGGAAGUUUAGAGGGUUAGUUAAAUUUAGUUAAAGGCAGUUUUCUCAAGUUUUUUCCCAGACAGAAAUCCCCACUUCAGCACCACUUCUGUAGAUCUAUUCUGAAGUGUUUAACAUAUCAUUCAUAGUCUGAUUCAAAUGAUAUGUCAUUCUUAUUUUAUCUUUUUUAAUGGCUGUUUUCUGAUACAUGGAGUGAUAACAAGAAAGACCCAAAUGCCCCUCUGUAUAAACCUUUCACUUUCAAACCUGUCAACGAAAUGAAACAAUUUAAAACCUGGCUUUUUCCUAUGUUUGGAUUUCUGCUACGAAAAUGUAUGCCAAUUCCUGAUUUGCUUAUUUAAACAAAGAUUUCAGAAAACAUGGGUUAAUGAUUUCCUUAAGGGGAAAUGUGCUGGUUAUUUCAUAGAUAAAAUGCUCUACCCUAUUCACCUGUAGUGUAUCCUGUUCACACAACACCCUCUAUGCAAUACACGAUCUGCAUUAAGAGCUCUAUGCAAACACACCAAACUGAAAUGCACAUACGCACAAACAGGGCUUUUAUAUUUGCUGCCAAGGCUAAUUUAACAGCCUACAGCUUUUGAAAAUGAAGGUUAAAAGUAUUUCUUUACAAUCUGCUCAACUGUUUACACCUUUAAUAAAAAUGUUGAUAUGUGGUUUGAUAGAUUUUACAUACGUGAUGGGACAGAGUUUACACACACACAGAUUGCAUGUUUGUAUUGACUUUUUUUUUUUUCGGACUGAAGGGUUUGUUAUUAAAAUAACUUUAAUAUUUUUAUAUAAAAGUGUACCAUGUCUGUGGACUGUUGCUGGAAUACCUUUGUGGUACUUUAAUGCUGUAUUGAAAAAGCAAACUUCCUCAUUUUCUAUAUUCUCAAGCCAAGAUAAAUAAAGCUAGUUGAGUGAGAUUGCAUAGUUAAGUUGACUUACGUAGCUCAUUUGCGUUUUUUUUAUGGAUGCUAUUGGAUGUUUCUGUGAUUAAAAUGUGAAAAAUAUAUUUGAUAUCAGCA